This is a messenger RNA of Hippopotamus amphibius kiboko, 2726 nucleotides long. Its product is annotated as tripartite motif-containing protein 5-like. The record is from RefSeq and is a predicted model, not a curated record. Bases 412 to 2028 code for a protein of 538 amino acids. Gene Ontology annotation, molecular function: protein binding; zinc ion binding. NCBI's taxonomy places the organism in Eukaryota, Metazoa, Chordata, Mammalia, Artiodactyla, Hippopotamidae. The transcript is spliced from 8 exons.
AGACAACUCCAGUUCCAAUCUGGUCUUAUAGAUUUCUUUAUACUAAGGCUGUUUCAUAUGGGACUUUUUUUUUUUUUUUAAGGCCUUUUACUGAAAACGGGUCAGAAAAGUGCAAAAGUAUGAAUUUCUAAAAUCUGUCUAGCAGAGGGAGCUAUGUCUAGGGACAACUGUUCUUAUUAAGGACAGCUUUUGGUUUUCAGGGCUUUCCCUUAUGGUAAAACACUUGAGUAUAUCAUAGUAUAUGCCAUACCAUGCACUUCUCUUUUCUGUUCUUUUUCUUUGUAACCAGUUUCAAAUUCAGGAUGAGGAAUAGACUUACCCAAGAUAACAAAAGAACAAGAUUUUCUUAGGGAUCUGUGAGCAAGAGAACCCUCAGAAGUCAGGACAGGUAGGAGCGGAGGAACAGCUGCAAUGGCUUCAGGACAUUUGGUGAAACUACAGGAGGAGGUGACCUGCCCCAUUUGCCUGGAGCUUCUGAAGGAACCCCUGAGCCUUGGCUGUGGCCACACCUUCUGCCAAGCCUGCAUUACUGCAAAACACAAGGAGGCAGUGAUUAACCAAGAGGGGGAGAACAGCUGCCCUGUGUGCAGAAUCGGGUAUGAGCCUAGGAAUCUGCAGCCUAAUAGGCACCUGGCCAACAUAGUGGAGAGGCUCCGAGAGAUCGAGCUGAGCCUGAAGGAGCAAGAGGGAAAUCUGUGUGUGUGCCAUGGAGAGAAACUCCUGCUCUUCUGUGAGGAGGAUGGGAAGGUCAUUUGCUGGCUUUGUGAGCGGUCCCAGGAGCACCGUGGUCAUCACACAUUGCUCAUGGAGGAGAUUGCCAAGAAGUACCAGAAGAUGCUACAGGUAUAUCUGGAGAGGCUGAAGGGGCAGCAGCAGGAAGCUGAGGAGUUGGAAUGUGAUUUCAGAGAAAAGAUUGCUACCUGGAAGAAUCAAAUACAACAUGAGAGACAAAAUAUCCAGGCAGAGUUUAAAAAACUGAGAGUGAUUCUGGACAAUGAGGAACUAAAGAAACUGCAAGAGCUGAGCAACGAAGAGGAAGUUGGUCUACAUAACAUGGCAGACUCUGAGCAUGAGCUGGCCCAGCAGAGCCAGUUGGUGAGAGAUCUCAUCUCAGAUCUGGAGUGUCGUUUGCAGGGGUCAGCAAUGGAGAUGCUGCAGGAUGUGAACAGUGUCAUGCAAAGGAGUGAGACCUUGAUUCUGAAGAAACCAACAACUUUCUCCGAGGAACAGAGGAUAGUGUUUCGAGCUCCUGAUCUGAGAGACAUACUGCGAGUGUUUAAUGAGUUGAGAGAUGUGCAACGCCACUGGGUUCACGUGACCCUGAAUCCUCCCAAGGGUAUAUCAAGUGUUGCCAUUUCUGCGGAUGCGAGGCAAGUAAGAUAUGAGCACAAUCAUCAACAAUAUGCAUAUGUGAGACAAGUGAGAAAUGUGUACAAUCAGCAACAAUAUAAUCAAUAUUGCAAUAUUGAUUAUGAAAUUGAUUAUGAAGAUAAUGGUGUCCUGGGCUCCCCCGUUAUCACAUCAGGGAGACAUUACUGGGAGGUAGACGUGUCAGCGAAACGUGCCUGGAUCCUGGGGGUAUAUAGUGGAAAAUGCCCUGGAUAUAAUGCGAAGUUACCAGAGAAUAAGGGCCUAUUCCAGUGUUCAUUUGGUAACUACAAGCCUGCGCAUAUAUAUAGUGCACAGUCUCCAGCUGAAACCAGAGUAAAACAUCAAUCUGUUUACUCGAGAUAUCAACCUAAAUACGGCUAUUGGGUCAUCGAGUUAAAGCAUGGUUCUGUAUAUAAUGCUUUUAAUGAUUCUUCCUCCUCAGAUCCCUUGAUCUUACCUCUCUUCAUGAGUGUUCCUCCCUAUCGUAUUGGGGUUUUCCUAGACUACGAGGCUCGCACAGUCUCUUUUCUUAAUGUCACAAACCACGGGUUUGUCAUCUAUAAAUUCUCCUCAUGUUCCUUUUCUGAGAACACUUAUCCGUAUUUCAAUCCUAUGCAAUGUGAUGCCCCCAUGACUCUGUGCUCACCAGACUCUUGAAGCUUCUCACACCCUCUUCUCUGCAGUGCUGCGUGCUAUGGGUUCACUGUACACACCUCUGUGUACGGGCACCAUUCUCAUUUUUGUCCUCGCUCCCUCUCUUUUGUCUUUUAAAUGUCCUUUAUUCAUCAAUAGGGUAUACAAUAUUUUCCCCAAUAUCAUAUUUGCAUUGGGAGAAAAUCUUAAUUCACCAUUUUCCAUACCCCAAGGGAAAAGGACUAACGUCCCAUAAAGAAAGAGUAGUAUCAAGUUAGCCCCUCUGCCAAAUUGUUACAAUCUCAUUUCCUCUGCCCCUGGCUGAGAAGAUGAAGGAAAGCUUCUCAACAACUUUUGUGUAUUAUUAGAGACUUAGUACAGGAGUCAUUCACUAAAGAAAGCAUCCUGAGCAGUGUCUCUGUUUACCCAUGAUGUCCCUUAUUCACCAAGGAAUUAAGGAGAAAAUAUCAUAAAUGAUAUGUACUAAGAGUGGAAGUUUUGUGCCCAGAGUGUCUGAGUUCAAGUCGUGUCUCUCCACGUAUUAGCAGUGUAAUCUAGAAUAACCUCCCUAAAUGCUGUGUUUAUUUUCUGAAUGUAAUCUUGACAUAAAACCUGCACCAUACAUAAGAUCAUUGUCAGAGAUAAAUGCUAUUGAGUGUAAAACAUCUAAGUGUCUCAACUUAAUAAUAAAUAUUUGAUCUAUUAAUUACUGAAAAAUUCAA